Apodemus sylvaticus (European woodmouse) is the source of this 3265-nucleotide messenger RNA. RefSeq names its product cytochrome c oxidase subunit 3-like. The coding region runs from base 279 to 1592 and encodes 437 amino acids. Lineage: Eukaryota; Metazoa; Chordata; Mammalia; Rodentia; Muridae. The record is from RefSeq and is a predicted model, not a curated record. The transcript is spliced from 2 exons.
GAGCUCUGCUAAAGAAAACUAUUCUGGGAUUUUUCUCAGAAAAGAUGUCAAGGAAAACCUACAUUAUAAAAAAAAAAAAGAACAAAAGGAAAAAAAUCUUCAGUGUGUGAGUGUGUUAUGUGUGUAUGUGUGUAUGUGGUGUAUGUGUACUAUGUGUGUGUGCUUGUGUGUGGUUUGGUAUGUACAUUGUGUAUAUGUGUGUGUUGUAUGUUAAGUGUGUUCUAUGUGUGUGUUAUGCAUGUGUGCAUGAGUGUUGUGUGUGUAUUAUGUAAGUAUGUAUGUGUUUUAUGUGCGUGUAUAUGUGUAUGCACUGUCUGUUGUAUAUGUAUGUGUGUGUUCUGUGUGUAUGUGCACUGUAUAUGCAGUGUAUAUAUGUUUGUGUGUUGUGUGUGCAUUGUAUGUAUGUUACAUGUUAUGUGUUUGUAUGUUGUAUGUGUUGUAUGUAUGUUUGUGUGUGGUUUGUUUGUUGUAUAUAUGUAUAUAUGUUGUGUAUGUUGUGUAUGUGUAGGUAUAUAUAUGCAUUGUAUGUGUGUGUUGUGUGUGUUAUGUAUAUAUUGUGUAUAUGUGUGUUAUGUUGUAUGUGUAUGUGUUGUAUGUGCAUGGUAUGUAUAUAUGUGUUAUAUGUUAGGUGUGUGUAUGUGUUAUAUGUGUAUGUUUGUGUGUGGUACGCUGUGUGUGUUGUGUAUAUGUAUAUGCACUGUGUGCUGUAUAUGUGUGGGUAUAUGUAUAUGUUGUAUGUGUAUAUAUGUAUGUGUUAUGUGUGUAUGUUUGUUGUGUGUGAUGUAUGUGUGUAUAUGUUUAUGUGUUUGGUGUGCUGUGUAUGUUGUAUAUAUGUGUAUGCAUUGUGUGUGCUGUGUAUGUGUGGGUAUACUUGUAUAUGUUGUAUGUGUAUGUAUGUGUGUGUUGUGUGUCUAUAUGUUGUGUGUAUGUGUGUUGUGUUGUAUGUGUUGUAUGUGCAUGGUAUGUAUAUAUGUAUGUAUUAUAUGUUAGGUGUGUUAUAUGUGUUGUAUAUGUGUUAUAUGUGUGGUAUGUUGUGUGUAUUGUAUAUAUGUGUAUGCAUUGUGUGUGCUGUGUAUGUGUGGGUAUACUUGUAUAUGUUGUAUGUGUAUGUAUGUGUGUGUUGUGUGUGUAUAAGUUGUGUGUGUGUUGUGUUGUAUGUGUUGUGUGUGCAUGGCAUGUAUAUAUGUAUGUGUUAUCUGUUAGGUGUGUGUAUAUGUGUUGUAUAUGUGUUGUGUGUGUGUAUGUUUGUGUGUGGUAUGUUGUGUGUGUUGUAUAUAUGUGUAUGCAUUGUGUGUGCUGUGUGUGUUGGGGUAUACGUAUGUGUUAUAUGUGUAUGUAUGUGUGUUGUGUGUGUGUGUUGUGUGUGUGAUGUAUGUGCAUAUAUGUUUGUGUGUAGUGUGCUGUUUGUGUUGUGUAUAUGUGUAUGCAUUGUGUGUGUUGUGUAUGUGUGGGUACAUGUAUGUGUUGUAUGUGUAUGUAUGUGUGUGUUGUGUAUGUAUGUAUGUGUAUGUGUGUUGUGUAUGUCUUGUGUGUAUGUAUCUUGUGUUGUAUGUGUAUGUGUUGUGUGUGUAUGGUAUGUAUGCAUGUGUUAGAUGUUAGAUGUGUGUAUAUGUGUUGUAUAUGUAUUAUAUGUGAGUUUAUGUGUGUUAUGUUGUGUGUGUUGUGUUUAUGUGUAUACAUUAUGUGUGCUGUAUAUGUGUGUGUAUAUGUAUGUGUUGUAUGUGUUUGUAUGUGUGUGUUGUGUAUAUGUGUUGUGUAUGUGUGUUGUAUGUGUGAUGUAUUGUGCAUAUAUAUUUGUGUGUGUUAUAUUGUGUAUGUGUAUGCAUUGUAUAUGCUGUGUGUGUGUGGUAUAUGUAUGUGUUGUAUGUGUGUUGUGUGUGUGUAUGUAUAUGUUCUAUGUGUGUAUAUGAUUAUGUGUGGUGUUGUGUGUCUGUGUUGUAUAUAUGUAUUUGUGUUGUGUAUGUUGUAUAUGUGUGGGUAUAUGUGUUGUGUGUGUAUGUGUAUAUAUGUGUGUUGUAAUGUGUUGUAUGUAUGUGAAUGUUUGUGUGUAUAUGUAUGUGUAUGUGUUGUAUAUAUUGUGGGGUGUGUGUGUGUGUGUAUUUGUGUUAUGUGGCGAGGAGCAGUGAAGCAAAUGUGAGUACUAAGCCUCCACAAAAUGGCUUCCUCCAAAUGGGCAGCUUCCAUUUCAUGUUCACUCGAUAGGCAUUUACAGUCAGUGGUCUGUCAGGGCCUGGCUAGGAUUCAGAAAGCAACAGACUGUUAGACACCUGUCAUCUGACAAGGGAUUUUAAGAUCACAGAACACUCCAACUGUCAUGCUCUCAGCUCUGAGAAAGUCAUACAGAAUUUUUCAAAUGGGCUCGGUGGGCAUUAGCACCUCCGCAUUAGAGGCCUGGGUCCUGCACAUACUUACCUUGCCACCUUUGGGGAAAAAAAAGAGGCCCUGGCCUUUAAUGUCUGGGAUCUGAAUGGAUGUGUUCACGACGUGGGGCACUGAAGUGUUUUUAUUGCCCAGUACUGUUUAAAAAGGCUGAUGUGACUAAACAGAAGACUUUAAAAAAUGCAAAAUGCAAUUAAAAUGUGUCAUCAUUAUCAGUGAUGACCACUAGCUAACAAUGUUAGAAGCAUGAGCCACGCCCCCCAGGCCAUGGCUGAUCCCUACGGCUCAUGCCGUCUUCUCACGGUAGAUCACAUGUUUAAGAUAAAAAUAAAAUUACCUAUUUAGAAAAAAAAAUGUUUUUGAGAGAAGUUGAAAUUUUUUAAAGGACCUCUGCAAAACACGUUGUUAUUGCAGAUGUUAUUGGGAGGUAGGAUGCAGAUCUUCCUUAAAUUUGAAAUUUGGGGGUGGGGGGAAGCUAUGGGCUCCCCACUGCACCAAACAGUUCAGUGGAGGCCUUCGGUAUUUAGAAAAAGAAAAUGGCUGCAUUUAAAAAAAAAUAGAAAAACAAAAAAUAAAAACCAAUCAUCAUGCUGAGAUGCAGUGCAGUAUCGUACCACUUGGCAGCCAAAUAAAUAAUUAUAUAAUUAAUUGUGAUUUUCUAUAAAAAUGAGGUAUUACUAUAGUGGUCAUAUUAUACACAGUGCUUUACAUACUUGUAAUAAAGGCAAGAGAUACUAAAAUAUCCUGAUCUAGUAGCCCCUUCAGAUUCUAAACCGAGAGAUAAUAAAUAUCCAAGUGAAAAAGAAAGGAAAAAAAAAAAAGGUCUAACCCACAGAUUUUUAAACUGAAAGAAACAUGAAAACAGCCCUUGAUUACAUUAUGUUAA